This is a messenger RNA of Toxorhynchites rutilus septentrionalis, 762 nucleotides long. RefSeq lists its product as uncharacterized. The record is from RefSeq and is a predicted model, not a curated record. Bases 295 to 762 code for a protein of 155 amino acids. The transcript has 3 exons. Lineage: Eukaryota; Metazoa; Arthropoda; Insecta; Diptera; Culicidae.
UCUACACGCGACGUAAUUUACUGAUAUUUCAAUAUUAUUCCAGCAUAACAUCGAAUAAUUUUCCAAAUUUAAUCACUAGUAGAUAUUCGAUCUUCAUAGAAAUCUCAACAAAUCAUAUAAUACAUUGCAAUUUGCAUAUGUCAAAAUGAAAAUGGUACAAAAGUAGGCCGGUUUCCAUUCUCCCACUCUGAUUUCGAUCCAAGCAGUCUACUUGGUAGGUGCACACAACAAUACUUGUCACUGCUGUUUGAAAUUGCAAGAGAGAAGCAAGAAGAAAUUUCACUCAGCACCAAGAUGGACCGAACGAGCGUUACAUCCCGAAUUCCGACCGGCUUGAGGGUUCCGAGAGGCUAUCGGGCCACCCAAGCAAUUGGAGGUAAAGCGGAAUCGGGAGGGAAAGUUCGUUUUCCAAGCAAGACUAUUCCAACCGCGAACGAGAUAGAUCCUGAAGAGAGCUUGAUUGAGGACGAAAAUUUUCCGCCGUUGUUCUAUGAAGACAUAGAGGAUACUGGAGACGACCCGUACGACUGGGAGCCGAUAAACAUUUCCGAGAUCGACGAGGUAUAUUUUCGGAAGCUGAAGGCUGAAUGGGAGCUUCAAAAAAUGAGAGUGGAAAACUCCAGAUGGCGGCAGGAGAAUCAACGGCUAAAAACAGCAGCAAAAGGGGAGAAGUGGCGCAGUCGCUCUUUGUUUAAAUCUUCUAUCAUAAACAUAAUUGGGAGUGUUUUUGUGUGUUAUCUUCAAUUUUUGUUAUUAUUUUAA